CUAACCUAUAAUUGAUUGCGUGGCGUCUAACAGCAGCCGCGCCUGGUAUAUUUUUUAAAUUUAACUAUUAAAUAUAUUAUUUAUAGUUUAAAAAUUAUUAAAUUUUAACAUAACAAAAGAAAUCACAAUGUGUACAAAUAUUCUGUGCAAAUGUUAAAUUUUAAAUAGUUUAUAUUUGUACAACAAUGUGUAUGAUUCGAUUUCUAUGUGUAUAACUUUAUCUGUUGAGAUAUACAGCUUACUCGUGUGUCAGAGAUUAGUUUUGUUCAGUUGGCAGUAGUAUAUAUUACAUAUAUCACACGAAGAAGGGGUGAAAUUGCAUAGUUAUAAUAAUAAAAAAAAAACCAUCAAGUUUUAACAGAAGACAUUGAUUAUCAUUGGUAUAAUUGUGUAAUGGACGAAUAUGAUUGGUGAAAUGAAAUUGAACCUUAGUUGAUAUACUUACAAUUUAUUCAAGAGAUUGUAUGUAGAUUGUAUUCGUCAACGAUCAGUUUUAAAAAAAAAAAGAACGCAUAAUCAAUUAUUGUGGAAGAUAACAUAUUUAGAUUAUCGGUAUUUCUACCUUUUAAAUAAUCAAUUGCUGUGAUUCGUUCGCUUUGCGCGUGAACAGGCGAAAACAGGAAAAACAGGUACGCGACAACUGCCACGGGGUUUGCAAGCAAAUUUCUUAGUUAUUUUCGAGUGAUUGGAGCACAGUGAAAAAUAGUUUAAAGUGCCAUUGUUGAAAAAUAUUUUUACAGUUUAGCUUUAGUAAAUGUGGAAUGGUUAUUUGUGGUGAUUGUGAAGGGAUUUGGUCCGUGUGGCAGCAUGCCCCAGUCCCGGUGGGAUUUAUGUUGUCACAUAAAAAUAAAUUAACUGAACAGCAUCAAAAAUCGUUAAUCAGUUUGAGAUUUCAUCCUUAUUUCUAAGAUGAUUAAACGAUCAUUGUAUUGUGUAAAAAAUAGUCGAAGCUGCCUAUCGAAAAAAACAGUCACUUAUUUUCCUACAAUAUUAAUAAAAUCUACUGCCUGCUGAUAAUUGAUUCAUCUAUACUUUUCAAUGAACUUAAAUGGAUACCAUGACAAUAGUUAAAAUUAUGUUGAGCUGAAAACCCUAUUUAGACAACUUAUGUGUGAAAUCUAGUUCAUCAAACUUUUAUAAAUUACAAGUAAUUAAGAAUACUUUAGUGACUAUAAAACUAUUAUUUUAAAAUACUAAAAAUAACUUGGAAGUAAGUUAAUGUUUUUUACUUAAUUCAUUAACAUAACACAGAUAAGUGAACAAAUAGUUGAUUGAAAAUAAAAACAAAAUAAAAAAAUAUGGAAACAAUAUGCGUGGUUGAGUAUUCAAUAUCUCGAAUAAGAAAAACGAACUGUUUGAAUUAACUGAUCACAAUGUACGAAAAAAAUUUACAAUAUUUACAUCAAUGCUUAGAAGUUACAUUCAAACAAAAAGAAGAAAACGACGAAGAGGCUGUAUUUAAAUAUUUUAUGGAUGAUAGAGGACAAAUAUACUACUAACCCUAAAGAUAUCAAGGGUUAACCGUCAUGGAAAGUAGUAUUUCUGGUGUCGUUCAAGUGUUCGUGGGUGAAUGGAGCCCAGAAUAUGAAGCACUUUCAAUAAAAGCAACUAAACAAACAACUUCUGCUGAAAUCGUAGAAUGUAUUAUUGAAAGGCUUGGUCUUGUAGAUGGUACUAUGUCAAAUGGAUACGAACUUGCCGAAGUUGUUGGAAAUUCAGUUGGUCAAGAAUGCAAAGAAAGAAGACUUGGACCAUCAGAGUGUCCUGUGGCACUUAUGUUACUGUGGCCCAAGAGUGUUACUCAACAAGAGUAUUAUAGAUUUUAUUUGAGAAAGAAAACACCCGACUAUUUAUGGUCGGACAGUAGAUUUCCGAUGGAUCCACAGCUUCUCAAAGAUUAUUUCAACAGAUUUUUAUAUCAACCAAAAGACAAGGAAUAUCCUGACUUGUGCCAAUUACCAGAUCUCAAUGAACAAACUUUACUGGACAAUCUUCGAGCGAGGUUUUUAGCAGGAAAUAUUUAUACUUAUGUUGGAAGCAUAUUAAUUGCUGUGAAUCCCUUUAAAUUUUAUCCUAUUUACAAUCCAAAAUAUGUCAAACUUUAUCAAAAUCGAAGACUUGGUCCUGAUAUACCUCCACAUAUUUUUGCUAUUGCGGAUGCUGCCUAUCACUCAAUGUUAAAAGAAAAGAAAAAUCAGUGUAUUGUUAUUAGUGGUGAAAGUGGUUCAGGCAAAACGGAAUCUACAAAUUUUCUUUUACAUCAUUUAACUGCAUUAAGUCAAAAAGGAUCACACGGUAGUGGUGUCGAGCAGACAAUUCUUAGUGCUGGACCAGUUCUGGAAGCCUUUGGAAAUGCCAAAACUGCUCAUAAUAAUAAUAGUAGUAGAUUUGGUAAAUUCAUUCAAGUUAAUUAUAAGGAAAAUGGAAUGGUCCAUGGUGCUGUAGUUCAAAAAUAUUUAUUAGAAAAAUCCAGAAUAGUUUCACAAGGAAAAAACGAGAGGAAUUACCAUGUAUUUUAUUAUUUACUCGCUGGUGCAAGUGAACAAGAACGUCAGUUAUUGCAUUUACAAAGUGCAGAUCGUUACAACUAUUUAAAUAAAAGUGGUUGUUAUGGGUUAGAAAAUAUCGAUGAACGACAUGAAUUCUCAAGAUUAAAACAAUCCAUGGAAAUGGUUGGAUUUACGCCAGAAAAACAGAGAAGGCUAUUUGCAGUUUUAUCAGCUGUAUUACUUCUUGGUAAUGUGGAAUUUCAACCGAGAAAGUCUUAUCAUCAUCAUGACGAGGCUGUAGGUGUCAAGAAUCCAGAAGUAGUUGCUAUUAUUUCAGAAUUACUGCGAGUAAAACAGGAAACUCUUCUUGCUGCAUUGACAGCUAAACGCGCGCGAGCUUCUGGAGAGACUUUAGUUAUCAAUUAUCGAUUACCAGAAGCUAUUGCUGCUAGAGAUGCAAUGGCUAAAUGUUUGUAUGGAGCUCUCUUUGACUGGAUAGUACUCCAGGUAAAUCAUGCUUUACUCUCCAAAAAAGAUACCUUACGUGAUCAUCAAGGCCAUAGUAUUGGAGUUUUAGACAUCUUCGGUUUUGAAGAUUUCAAAACAUGCAAUAGUUUUGAACAACUUUGCAUCAAUUAUGCCAAUGAACAAUUACAACACUAUUUUAAUCAGCAUGUAUUUCAAUAUGAACAGCGUGAAUAUAGAAGACAAGGAAUAAGAUGGACUGAUAUUGGAUUUAGUGAUAAUUCUGGGUGUCUUAAUUUAAUCGAAGGCAAACCAAAUGGACUCCUUUGUCUUCUUGAUGAUCAGUGCAAUUUUCCGGGUGCAACAAACGAAACUUUACUACAGAAAUUUAAUUCUGUACACAAAGACAAUCAAUUUUAUGAGACUCCUCAACGUCGGGAAGCAGCUUUUGUUGUGCGACAUUACGCCGGAGCAGUGAAAUAUCAAGCAGCAAAUAUGAGAGAAAAGAAUCUUGAUCUUAUGCGACCUGAUGGUGUUGUUGGAGUAUUAAAAAACUCGUCCUUGGCAUUUGUGCGGGAACUAGUUGGUGCUGAUCCUGUUGCUGUAUUUAGAUGGGCGAUAUUAAGGGCAUUCUUUCGGGCACAUUUUGCAUUUCAGGAAGCUGGCCGUGCUCAUCGUCAUGGCAGAGCUGAUGGCAACAAAAACUCCGUUCAGAACCGAUAUCGUACACCUAAUGAUAAUUUAAUCAGUUUGCACAAACAUAAUCGUCCGCCAAGCUAUCAGAAGCAGCGCAGUAUCUGCUUGCCACCAACAACUCCUACCGCCACAUUAACCGCCACACAAAUUGAAAACAACGACAAUGUAAACAACAACCGGCUAUCCUGGCCGCAAUUUAGAAAUAUUAAUCAAACUCAACACCCAAUGAAUAUAACGCCAACCAAAGGUGGUUACGUUUUACGGGUCAGGGAAGAGCAGCCUAUUAGUAAUAAUAAAUUCAGACGAGAUACUCACACGCCACUAGAGAGGGUGCUUCCUAAAGAUGAAGCAAACGUCAUGGAACGUGCUAAUCAAAUUGUCAUGAAAAACAAGUCAUUUCGACCACGUGAAAGAGGUAAAAAAGGUUUAAAAAAUCUUCAAACGGUCAAAACACUUGCUGGAAGAACACAGAGUUAUGGUACAGGUCCUGGAAAAGCAAGAAAACAACCAAUGACAGUAUCUGCUCAAUUUCAACAUAGUCUACAUAGUCUUAUGGAUACUCUUAAUCAAGCAAAUCCAUUCUUCAUCCGUUGUAUUAAAAGUAAUUCUAAUAAAAUUCCUAAUGAAUUUGAUGAAGAAACUGUUCAAAGGCAAUUAAGAUAUACGGGAAUGCUUGAGACAGUAAGAAUUCGGCAAGCAGGAUUUAACGUUCGAUUAACCUAUGAAGAAUUUAUUCAACUUUAUCGUAUGUUACUUCCAAACGGAUUAAUAAGUUCACAAAAUGACGUUAGAGACUUUCUAUUAACAUUGAAUCUCAAUAAAGAUAAUUAUCAACUGGGUAAAACGAAAAUUUUCCUGCGAGAAUCGGAAAAAAUAAAAUUAGAUAUUGAAUUACAUCAGCAAAUUAUAACAAGCAUAACAACUAUUCAAAAAUGGUUUCGUGCUUGUUUAGAGAGAAGAAAAUUUUUACGAAUCAAAAAUGCUGUUGUAUUAAUUCAGUCAUUCUGGAGAAUGGUUAUGGCACAAAGAAUGGCUGCAACUGUUCGCGCACGAGUGGAUGCUGCAAUUCAUAUUCAAGCUACGUGGAAAGCUUAUAAACAACACACGUGGUUUAAAAAGUUUAAAUCAUGUGUAAUAUUAUUUCAAGCUCAUGUGAGAGGUAGAAGAGCUAGAAAAGCUUUUGCUGAAAUGAAAAGACGUCAACAAGUAUCAAUAUGUAAAACAGAAACAAGUACCGAAAGUUUUACAUUUGAAGAAUGUAAAAAUAUGUUUAAAAAUCAAUCUAGUGCUCAAUUAAAAUCUACAACAGAACCAUGCCCAUCACCACGACGAUCUGAAGCUUAUCCAAGUUCAAGAUUAGAAAUGAUACAUCCAGAAUCACCAAUAGAUUCCAGUAUUUCAUACUCAAAACGUAAAUUAACGCCAAAUAAACGAACUCUUAAUUCUCGUGAUGUAAAAACUUCCGAUAUUCUCAGUCAAGAGGAUAAUAGUCUACGUAAAGGUAGUUUAGAAAGUCUUGCAAGUCUCAGAAGUUAUGAAUCACAGCUUAGCAUUGAUAGUUCUGAGUCUCAUUAUUCCCAAGAAAGUGUUAAUUCAAAACCUAUUCCAAGUGCUAGAACAAAACGUGCUGAUCAAUCACCACUAAUAAAUACAGUUAACAUAGGUAUCGUCAAUACUACAAGUCGAUCAUCCACUAAUAAAAGAACAGAUAGUUCAUCAACUGGAUAUAGUGAUGGUGAUACUGAUGGAGAAACUCCUAGUACGAUUCAAAGUGCUCCACCAAUUUUCAAUACGAAUGUUUCAUCUUUUCACAGCUCUCGAGAUAAAUAUCAUCCAAGUGGAAAUUUGUCUCAGAGUACAGGUGCAGAAAUAUGGCGAAAAAGAACUGAUUAUUCAACAAAUUAUAUUGAUAUUGGUCAAAGUCCACAAAAAGUAGUAAUUAGUAGAUCUUCAAACACCGCCCAAUACAGACAUUUAACUGAAAGUCUUCUUGAACAAACGAGAAUGGAACGAUUAAAUGAAGCAUCAAAUUUAAAUAUUAAAGUUGACUCAAAUGAUAAAUUAAAAAAUGAAAUAACUCUCAAAGAUCAAAGAAGAUUAAACGAGACUACUGGAGAAAAGUUUGAGCCUAGUUCUCCUGCUCGACAAGUUAAAGAUUUAAAAGAGUAUAGUUUCUUGAAGAGACAAAACUCUGAAGGUGAUACUUCAAUAAAAACAGACAUAAUUGAUGAAUGCAUAAAUGUACGUAAGAUAUCAUCAAUCAAAGAUGAUGAAACACGACAGGAAAAGACUGAACCGGAUGUUCCGGUACGAAGUGCAAGAAGAAAUAGACCAGGACGUGAAGUUUUAUGCCGGUCUAUGGGCGAAAGUGUAUCGGAAAAUACUUCUAGUGAUACGAAAAAUAUAUUUUUAGGUACAAUUAAAGAAAGUGAUUUUAAAUCUACUAGUGUUUGGUCGAAGAAAGAUAAUUUACCAACACGAUCGGUCACUGAUUGGCCUGUAAAUAAAAAUGAAACAGCAUUUAAAGGACAACAAGUUGGAAAAAGAAUGCGAUCAAAUGCAAUAACAACAUUGGAACUUCGAAGAAGAAAUUCGGAUCCUGCAACAAAAAUAUCGGGAUUAGAAGAGAAGACUGUAGUGGGAAAUAGUGAUAAAUUAGCACCAGGAAUGAAUCUCUUAGAAUGGAAAGGUAAUAAUCUCUUUACUCUUGCUGGUCAUCGAUUUAGAAAAGUUGCAAGAUUCGCCAAAGAAGAUGUUUGUGUUUGUUGUCAUGAAAAAAUGGAUGCAUUUGUAACACAAGGAUAUAAGUGCAAUGAUUGUAAACAACUUUAUCAUGUUAAAUGUAUACAAAAUGGAGGGGUAUUAAAAAUGCCAUGUCCAUUAGCUAACACACCUAACCGUAGAAAAAACAGAAAACCUAUUAUGAGAACUCCUUACGAAUCUGCUAAACAAACAGUUGCUUCAAAGUUCAGUUUAACAGGUACAUCAGCUUUUUCAGAUAGUACUGACAAGAUCAUAUCAGAUGCAAAAGAGCUGGCUCUGAUGCAAGAUUUUAUUACAAAAAAAAUCUACAUUAUGGAAGGUCAAGAAGAGGGUAAAAAACCUAGUGAAGUUGAUCGUGUUUUUAAACAAGCUUUAAGAAAAUUUAAAGAUGAUCUUGUGAUUACUUAUAGUGUAGUUAAUCAAGGAGGAGUUGAAGGAAAUAUUAAAUAUACAGAUCUUAUUGCUAAUUUUCUACACGUUAUGGAAACAGUUUGUAAGCAAGAGAACACUAGGGAAGACUUUCCUGUUACAAUGGGCGUCAAUGCAUUUAGAGGUUUUAUGAAUGAAUUCAUGACUCAAGUAAAACCGGAAGCACUUGAUAAACAAAGUAAAAGUAAAAGAAAAAAGGAGAAAAAACGUAAACAAGAAGAACCUAUUAAACAUGGUAGUCACAUGUUUCAACUUACAAUUAUUAAUAUUCCAACUGCUUGUGAAGUCUGCACAUCGUUCUUUAUGUGGCCAAUUGAAAGAGGACUUGUUUGUCAGAAUUGCAAACUUACUUGUCAUAAGAAAUGUUAUAUGAGAGCAGCAGCAGAAUGUGGAAAAGAUGGUACAAUUCAUGAGUUAAAUUCUCGAAAAGUUUUUGGUGUUCCACUGUAUAAAUUAGAUUGUGGUGAUGGUAAAGUUCCUCUCGUUGUAGACCGACUGAUAACUACUAUAGAAAUGCAUGGACUUUAUACUGAAGGACUUUAUAGGAAAAGUGGUGUGAGUUCUAAAGUGCGUGAAUUAAAAAUGAAAAUGGAUGAAGGUGAUUUAGAGAAAGUAGACUUUGAAAAUUAUCAAGUUCACGUUUUAGCAGCAGUGUUGAAAAGUUUUUUCCGUGAUAUGCCAGAACCUCUAUUGACUUUUGAAUACUAUGACGAUUUUCUUCAUGCAGCCAAUUUAACUGAUCCACAUGACAGAAUCAGCACUUUAUUCGCAAUCUUAAAGAAACUUCCAAAGCCAAACUUCGAUCUAAUGGAACGUCUGAUUGUUCAUUUAGCAAGAGUGGCACUUCAUGAAGUAGACAAUCGAAUGUCAUCAUCAGCACUUGCUAUUGUUUUUGCUCCGUGUAUUUUAAGAACAAAUAGGACUCUUCCAGCACAAGAUUCUCUUCAAGAUGUCGGUAGACAAACCAAGUGCGUUGAGACAAUUGUACAAGAAAAAUUACGAUUUGUCAGAGCAACACUUGCAGACAUAAGUACUCUAGAGUCUGCGUGUCAUGCCGCAACUAAUCGACUUUCCAGUCUUCGUUCAUCUAAAAUAUUUAGCCCUGAAGAAUUAAGUAUCACAACUUCUACAGAUGGUAAUAGGGGCAAUGCUUCAGACCGUGAUGGUGAUAGGGGUGAUGAAGAGGAAGCUCUUCUAGUUGGACAUAUUCAAACAAUUCAAAAAGAAAAAGCUCUUCUUACUUCAACAUUGCCAAGUCUUACUCGAGCUUCAUCAGACGAUGAUCUAUUACUUUCUGCUACCGACCUCGAUGAUGGAUCUUUAGAUGAUUUACUUCCACCUUCAGCCGAUGCCUUGGUAAGGAAAAGAAAUAUUCAUAGACAAAGUUCAACAGAAAAUACAUUUCCUACAAUCAUCCACGUCGAUGAAGACAUGGUGAUGGUAUGACCUGUUAUUUGUACCUACAAUGAAGUUGAUUACCCAGCCAAGAUUAGUUAAUUUGUGUUCUUCUAUUUAAAGUCAAUAUCCGGGCACAUAUAGCGCUAUUAACUUGGUAGUAAUUAAUUUCAAUAGUUUACUCGACAUUAAAUAAGUCUUUGAGAGUAAGUUGUAAAUGAACGUCGAAAACAGUUUCGAUAUCGGUUCAGGAGGUUGUCGGAAGCAAUAAGAAAUGAAGAAUAUUUUUUAUAAUAAAUCAAUAUUAAUAACUCUAUAUAUAUGUUUUCUAUUAGAUGAUAGAAAAUUCUAAAAUUGUUUAAAGCACAAAGAUUGUGAUUGAAAAAAAAAAAUUAAUACAAUAUUCGGUGCUUAAAAAUUUUUUUUUAUUUGAUUAUUAUUAUAAUAAUUAUUAUUUAUUAUUAUUACUAUUGUAAACUUUUUUAUCUCUCUAUAAAUACGACUAUCGGAAUGAUUGAUCAAACAUGCAUUUUUUC
Chelonus insularis is the source of this 8773-nucleotide messenger RNA. Its product is annotated as unconventional myosin-IXa-like. Bases 1527 to 8288 code for a protein of 2253 amino acids. The transcript is spliced from 11 exons. Gene Ontology annotation, biological process: intracellular signal transduction. NCBI's taxonomy places the organism in Eukaryota, Metazoa, Arthropoda, Insecta, Hymenoptera, Braconidae. The record is from RefSeq and is a predicted model, not a curated record. Gene Ontology annotation, cellular component: actin filament; myosin complex. Gene Ontology annotation, molecular function: GTPase activator activity; microfilament motor activity; actin filament binding.